GUCUAUGUAUAAUAAUUAACAACUCAUUAAAAUAAAUACUGAUAAAUCUGUCUGGAGUGAUAUUCUACACACACACACAGAGUCAGUGGGAGGAGAUGGUGGUGUGCUGGUUCAGGAGGAGCAGGAGCUGCAGGUGAUGAGAGUCAGUGGGAGGAGAGUCAGUGGUGUGCUGGUUCAGGAGGAGCAGGAGCUGCAGGUGAUAAGGCUGUGUUCAUGUCCACACAACGUCCUGCUCAUGAAGAUUACAGCUCUGAAUGGACUUUAUCUCACCGGUCACCUGAGCUCUAAGGUGUGUUUGAUGGGGGAGAUGUUUCUCCAGCAGCUGUUGCUAGGCAGUCUGGUGGUUGGGACUUUGCUCUAUCUGAUAACACACCUUGGUCAUCUGGACAGAGUGCAGGUGGUUUGUCCCACUGAGAACAUGACAUGCGCUGCUGGUGUUUCAGUUCAGCAUGAACAGGGCGUGUUGUAUGUGCAGCGCAGGGGCGGAGUCACAAGAGGACACCUGGUGCAGCAGCUUCCACAUGCCAUCAUCAUUGGAGUGAGAAAAGGAGGAACUCGAGCUCUGCUGGAGAUGCUCAGCCUACACCCUGCAGUGGUCAAGGCCUCACAGGAAGUGCACUUCUUUGACAGCGAUGAGAAUUAUGGGCAGGGUUUCACCUGGUACCGCAGCCGCAUGCCGCUUUCCCUUAUCGAUCAUGUGACGAUCGAGAAAAGCCCUGCCUACUUCACCACAGAGAAGGUUCCGGAGCGGAUAUUCAGGAUGAACGCGUCCGUGAAGCUGUUGCUGAUCGUGCGUGAUCCUGUCACCCGAGCCAUCUCCGAUUACGCACAGGUCCUGGAGGGCAAGCAUCGGAAAAACAAAACAUACCCUGGGUUCGAGUCGCUUGCCCUCGACGGCGCCACCCGCAGCGUGAACACGAAGUACAAAGCCGUGAGCUCCAGCGUCUACACCAAACACCUGGAGCACUGGCUCCACUUCUUCCCCGUUCAGCAGCUCCACGUGGUGGACGGAGACCGGCUGAUCUCGGAUCCUCUCCCAGAACUCCAGAUGGUGGAGAAGUUCCUGAGCCUGACACCUCGGAUCAGCCGUGACAACCUGUACUUCAACGCCACGCGUGGGUUCUACUGCCUCCGCUCAGAACGGAACCGGGUCAGGAGAUGUCUGGCAGGAAGUAAAGGCCGCGCUCAUCCACACGUCCGUCCAGCCGUACUGGACAAACUCAGACUAUACUUCCAUCCGUACAAUCAGAAAUUUUACCAAAUCACUGGAAGGACAUUCAACUGGCCAUGACCACACACACACACACACACUCACACACUCCAACUGAGAGACUCACACAGUGAAAUGAUUUAUUAUUAUUAUUAUUAUUAUUAUUAUUAUUAUUACAACUAACUGGACACACAACCCCUUUAAACAUCAUGUCCACAUGGGGUCAUGCAGCACAGAUUAGUGAACAUAUUUCUUUAGAUUUCUGAAAGCAGUAAUAACAGCAGCACUGUAUAAACACCUAAUAGAUUAAAUAACACACUCUCGUGUUAAAUCUAUAACACAGCCUCAUGUGGCCAGACAAGACCGACAGCAGGAGCUCUGGACUCCACAGUGGACUCCAGAUAAAUGUGUAAAGCAGCCGAUCUCAGUUUGUUUUGUUCAUCAUGGUGUUCUGGGGUGUGAGAAAGUUAAGUGAGACUAUACCAAGAACUGGACAUCAUUUGGAAAAUCCGGCGUUUAGCUGAUCCUCAUAAGGGCUCAUUGUCAUUUCUUUCUUCCUUCUUCCAUUAGCGUAGCGUCUCAACGGCUUUACUCCAGACAGAUCACUAAAAAUGUGAAACCAUCAUCUCCUGGAAGUCCUGUAGUACACCACUGACCGGACAAUGACUUCUCCUGAAGUGUUUCAGAUUUUGUGAGCUGUAUGGAUCAGAUGUUCAGCUCAGGCGUGAGGCUGAGAAUACUAUAACACUGACUCUGGUGGCUUAGCAGUCUAGCUUAAUGCUAAGAAAAGAAAAACACAAUCUACGUUUCCAUACCACCUCAUCAAGGUUCUUUUUAAUUUAUUAUUUUAUUUUUCUUAAAAAGGUUCAGCUUAUUAAAAUGUUUAUGGACAUAGCUGAAGGAAACGCAAACUAUUUAUUAAUUCAUUAAGUGCUGACAUUUCCUAGACCAAUGCACCGGUCAGAGACGUGCGCAUCCCGAAACCCGUUGCUAUGGUUACCUUUAUGUCGGUCAUCACAAUUUCAGGAGAGACUCAGGGAAAUGAUCAUUUAUCAGGUUUUACUCCUGUAUAUAAACACUCCUGAAUCUUUACAGUGUGUUCUCCUGAGCAGAACAGAGAACAAAACUUUUAUUAAAGUAAAAAUAAACAGACAGAGCUCUCCCUUUAUAAUCGCUUCAGGUCAGCACAAACUUCUUAUUUUUUCUCAUUUAUUUCCACCCAUGGUAUGUUGUUAUAACUGUGUAAUAUCAUAAUAAUAUACCGGAUUAUUAAUAAACCCUUGUGCCCCUCUCUGUGAGAGCCCCUGUUACUCAGAUCCACUGUUACCCUUGUCCGUCCACCUGAGGGCAGCUGAGCUAAGGUGUCUGACCUCCCAGAACCAUGACCUGGUGUCAGAGGUGUGCUGACCUCCCAGAACCAUGACCUGGUGUCAGAGGUGUGCUGACCUCCCAGAACCAUGACCUG
Molecule: messenger RNA, 2675 nt
Organism: Hemibagrus wyckioides
Lineage: Eukaryota; Metazoa; Chordata; Actinopteri; Siluriformes; Bagridae
Product: heparan sulfate glucosamine 3-O-sulfotransferase 5-like
Exons: 5
Coding region: 137-1291 (384 amino acids)
Molecular function (GO): [heparan sulfate]-glucosamine 3-sulfotransferase activity
Source: RefSeq, a predicted model, not a curated record